AUUCCAAACUUCGAACUGCUUGUAAGUGAUUGUAAGCCCUAAAAAAUUCGCGUAUUAGCACAUUAAAAAGUAUUACUGCUCUCAAGAGGAAACAUUUAGAAAAAAAAAAAAGAUAGAAAUCGCCAAGUGUAAGAGAGGAAAAUUACAGAAUAGUAAAACAGUUCGUUUUCACGUUAAUGAUUUAGGUUAGGAAUUCAUAGCACAGGUCAGAGUAGUUUUAUUUCACGUUACACAAAAAAAUGGCAGAGAAUUUCGGAAGGGAAACCUCACCGAUUUAUAACGAGGAGACAAAGACUGCGGGACAACCGUUGUCAGAUUUCUUGAUGCAAUUGGAGGAUUAUACACCUACGGUACCUGAUGCCAUCACUGAACAUUACUUGCACACGGCUGGUUUCAACGCUAUAGAUCCUAGGAUAGUACGCCUGGUGUCAUUAGCAGCACAAAAGUUUAUCUCGGAAAUUGCCAAUGAUGCGCUGCAGCACUGUAAAACACGUGGUGCCAAUCAGAAUACAAAAACAAAAGGAAAAGAUCGACGUUAUACUCUGACUAUGGAAGAUCUGACACCAGCAGUUGCGGAAUAUGGCAUAAUAGUGAAGAAACCACAUUAUUUCGUUUAAUUGCAAAAACUGUGUAAUUUUGGAUGUGUUUACUUUACAUCACAUCAGUAUGAUUAAUAAUAGGUAAUUGUAUUUUCGUGCAAGUUUUUUAUCAGGAAUCAAUAUCAGCGUACAUAUAAAAAAAAAAUAUAUUGUCAAAAAAGGAA
Messenger RNA from Trachymyrmex cornetzi, 763 nucleotides. Its product is annotated as transcription initiation factor TFIID subunit 10. The transcript has 3 exons. Gene Ontology annotation, cellular component: transcription factor TFIID complex; SAGA complex; nucleus. NCBI's taxonomy places the organism in Eukaryota, Metazoa, Arthropoda, Insecta, Hymenoptera, Formicidae. Bases 240 to 617 code for a protein of 125 amino acids. The record is from RefSeq and is a predicted model, not a curated record. Gene Ontology annotation, molecular function: promoter-specific chromatin binding; RNA polymerase II general transcription initiation factor activity. Gene Ontology annotation, biological process: transcription initiation at RNA polymerase II promoter.